AAGAAGAAACAACAGACAAGACAAAAUGGCCGUAGAAGAAAACUAGCUGGAUGCUUGGCUAGUGUAAACAUCCAUCAACAGCAGGCUGGAGUUGUGGCGACGAUAAGUCUCGCUAACUUUGGUUGAAGGAUGACGAGCCAGCGGCGCGGCAUCCACCUGGACCAAUCAGAGCUGCUCUGCACGAAAGGAUGUGGCUUCUAUGGCAACACAGCUUGGCAGGGCCUCUGCUCGAAGUGCUGGCGAGAAGAAAACCAGCGAGAGAAGCAAAAACAGAUUCAAGAAGACUGGGCACUCGCUGAAAAGCUGCAGAGAGAGGAAGAGGAAGCUUAUGCAAGCAGGCAUCAGAAGCCCCAAUCACAGUCGACCAUCACGCCCUUCAGCAAGUUCGAGGAAAGAAAAACUAAGGAGAAGUCGAGCAAAGUCCAUACCGUCACAAAGUUUUUUAGUCCUUCUACAAAAACACCACCGAAAAAGGACUCUCCUUUCGACGCACAGUCCAGCCCAAGCCCCAGCUCCUCUACGGGCCGCCAUUCCUCCGUUGACAGCGACCAUGCGACCCGAGAGUUCAUUGAUUUCCUCAAGCCUCUCAAGUCUGGCAGGGAGAUCUUCAAACAGUGCCGGGCCUUUACGGAGAGCAUGGUCUAUAAGCGGGACAUGGGUGCUGAUGAGCUGUCAGAGUGUGUGCAGGACUUCUACCAGAACCUCUCUGAUCGCCUCCAGACCCAGUUCAAAGGUUCUUCAGAUCACGUAGAGAGCGUUAUGGAUGAGGUAGAGAAGUACAUGAUGACUCGUCUUUACAAGGAAGUCUUCUGUCCUGAGACCACAGACGAUGAGAAGAAAGACCUGGCCAUUCAAAAGAGAAUCCGAGCCUUGCAUUGGGUCACCAUUGAGAUGCUCUGUGUUCCUGUAGAAGAGGAGAUCCCGGAGGUGUCUGAUAGUGUAGUCAAAGCCAUCACAGAUGUGAUUGAAAUGGAUUCAAAGCGUGUGCCCAAGGAAAAGCUGGCCUGCAUCACCCGUUGCAGCAAGCACAUCUUCAACGCCAUCAAAGUCAGCAAGAAAGAGGCCGCGUCUGCCGAUGACUUCCUCCCCACGCUCAUCUACAUUGUGCUGAAAGCAAAUCCACCGCGGCUGCAGUCCAACAUCCAGUACAUCACCCGCUUCAGCAACCCCAGCAGGCUGAUGACUGGAGAGGAUGGUUACUACUUCACCAAUCUGUGCUGUGCUGUGGCCUUCAUUGAGAAGCUAGACGGUCAGUCUUUGAACCUAAGCUCAGAGGAGUUCGAGCUCUACAUGUCGGGCCAGGCAUCCCCUAACUGGCCCCAGGCCUCCGGGGCGUCUUCCUGCUCCCCGGGCAGCGCGGCUCUCAGUCAGGUCCACACGCGGCUCGACCUGCUGACGGGGCUCGGGGAGCGGCAGGAGCGGGUCAUGGAGAAGGCUCGCCAGAUGGAGAGCGAUCUCAUCGACUGGACGGACGAAGUGGAGCAGAAGGUGCAGAGCGUCCUUGAGAGCUUCCCUGCAGAGACAAAAGACCCGGCUGCAGCCGCUCCUAGCGGGACGACGUCCGCGGCAUCGUCGGCAAUCGACGCAGAUAAUGUGGAGAACGAGCUCCUGCCGCCACCAUUACAACCGCAAGUGUUUGCUGGUUGACGUGAAGAGCUCUACUCUAACAAAAAAAAAAAUCCUGAAGAGGCUUUACUCCACCCUCCUCCUUCUCCCUUGGCUGUCCAUGUGCACAUACAACAGGCAUCCAAUAUGGAUCCUAUUUUCACUCCAGACAUCUCUAUUCCAUCCAUGCAUUGUCCUGAAGGCCCUAAAAUGACACAUAACAUUUGUGAACCAUAGUCUGAAACUUCUGAAGCGAAGAAGAUGAAUGACCUCUCUUGUGUUUUUAUCAUCAAUAUGAAGCUGUAGCCGCUUAGCUUAGCUUAGCUUGGCCUCCAUGUGAAAGGCUUGGAUAAGAAAGAAACUAUUAGCCAAGCUCUUCACAUAGGUAAAAAAAAUAAAAAUAAACAGCCCAAACCAUUACAACUUAGCAAUGACUACAUUCGAUUUUAUUUUUUCGAUUUGUUACAAAAAGGAGUUCAAACAGUAUUUCUUUUUUGUCUCUUGGUGAUCUUGUAGCUCUUUCUCCUUGCUUCCAGUCCUUGUGCUAAGCUAAUGGUCUCAUCAGAAUCAGAAUCGGGGGUUUAUAGCCAAGUACAUUUACACAUACGAGGAAUUUGACUUGGUGUAUUGGUGCUAUUCAAUUUAACAGGGGAAUAAAGCAGAACUAGCAACAACAUGGCUACAGCUUUAAUGUUGAUGGACAAACAUUCGGUUGGUCUUCUCGAUCUUCUAAUUAAACUUUCUGUAAGACAGCAAAGAUGCAAUUCCUCAAAAUGUCCAAGAGGCACGGCUCACUCCCUGCAUAUUGUCGUAGUCAUUAAGUCAAGGACCCGGUGCAGCAUCUUUGGUAAACCCCUCACUUUCUUCUUCUGUUACAGUUUUAGGAGAAGACGUGUUGACUCAGCCAAGUCAUUUUGUGUUCCCAGGCUAUUUGGGAAAUAUAAUCCCCCCCCCCCCUCCUCCCUGUUCCCACUGUGCUCUAAAUUUUACACAGUUUGGCAUCCAGGAGGCACCCUGACACGAUGCCCAGACCACCUGAACUGGCUCCUUUAAAUACGAAACAGCAGAAACUAAGACUCCCCCUCCCAAACUCUCCUAACGCAUCGUCGUCAGCACCUCAGUACUUCAUCCUUGGGAGUUGUUGUAACGUUUGUGCAGACAGGGUAAAUGGUUUGAUGUGAUUUUUUUUAAACAUCCUUCUGUUGUAUAUUUAACCCUUCACAGAAGAUUUUUGUUAACUGUGUUAAAACGUCUCCAGAUGAAGUGGAGACUUAAAGCGGCACACGAGUCACAUUGAAUAACAUUUCACUCAAAAAUCCGAUUUUUUUUUUUUUUACAAAGGAAGCUGAGAAAUCUGAGUUGUGCAAAACUUAACUUCCCCCACCCUAAAUUAUCCCCUACAUCACUGAUCGUGAUUUGUGCUGUAUUAAUGUCUACCCACCCCCACCCCCACCCCCGUCCUUCUGAGAAAUAUCCGGAAAGAAAGAGAUGUGCGGGUGAGGCAGUUGUGCAUGCCAGUUAGCGUGUGUGUGUGAAGGAGAGUGUGUGAGUUGCAUGGACAUGUUCCGCUAAUAAUCAAUGAGUCAUGAAGUCCUCCAGUUCCGCGUAAGGAUAUCGUAGUCUUGUUUUUAUGCCAGACCUCUCAAUCCAGGCGUAAGCUGGAUGUACAGAAGUGAUUUUAUUUUUCUAUAGAGUGGCAGGUAUCAAUUCUUUUGGAUUCAAUAGGAAAACAUUAAUCCUGUAAUAUUUACAGUAGUAGUUAAUGAACAUUGCUUGAAGACAUUGUUACAUGAAUCUAAUGAUAAUAUAGGAACAUUUUCAUCCGUUAGUUCAUCUUCUCUGACGGGUUUCAUAGGAUGUCCAGUUUUAAAAAAAAAAAUUAAAAAAAAUCAGUUAAAGGCAAUUUUAGUUUUUAAUCAGAGUGGGUGUGUUUGGUAUAUGUGAAAACAGAUGAUGCUGUUUUACCCCUAGACACGGGACUUCAAAAUCACUCCUAAGGCUGUUUGCUGCACUUCAGGAAAAUAAUGACAUGACCAAUUUAAUUUAUGUUGAAGCACUUUUCUUCAGUGUAGUUUGAAUGCUCUUUAAUUGAGGAGUUCAUGGAAUGAAGGUAGCAAAGACUGUAAUACUGAAUAGGAAGGUCCAUUGGUGAAAACAGUGUUGAAGGCUGUUGCAGCACAGAUGAAUGUCUUCUGUGUGUUCUGCAGUCAUGUAGUUGGAGAAAUGUUUGGGAGAGUUUUAUUGUCGGUGGUUUUUCUUUGCUCAUGAGCUAAGAUUUCUUUCUGUUACUAUAGCUCUGAAUCAUUUUUUUGAGACUCUUAUUUGGAACAGUAUAUUCCGUGUGCAUUUGCUGUCCAAUUAUAGUUUGAGACAAAGACUCUAAAUGCAAUAGCUUGAAUACAUUCAUAUUGCACUGUAUGCAGAAGCCAUUACGAUGAAAACAUCUUUGUAACCUUAUAGGUUUGUUAAUGUAUCAUUUGGAAGAAAGUAUCUCAAUACUGUCUUUUAUUUAAAUGUAACUUAUUGGGGCAGUAUUGGAUUAUUUGCAUCUCUGGGUGUGUGAUGAUUAAUAAAAGAUGAAAACGCA
This is a messenger RNA of Labrus mixtus (cuckoo wrasse), 4192 nucleotides long. RefSeq names its product RAB guanine nucleotide exchange factor (GEF) 1, like (gene rabgef1l). Gene Ontology annotation, cellular component: endocytic vesicle; cytosol. Gene Ontology annotation, biological process: vesicle-mediated transport. NCBI's taxonomy places the organism in Eukaryota, Metazoa, Chordata, Actinopteri, Labriformes, Labridae. Bases 130 to 1647 code for a protein of 505 amino acids. The transcript has 9 exons. The record is from RefSeq and is a predicted model, not a curated record. Gene Ontology annotation, molecular function: small GTPase binding; DNA binding; guanyl-nucleotide exchange factor activity.